This is a messenger RNA of Fulmarus glacialis (Northern fulmar), 2139 nucleotides long. RefSeq names its product KIAA1598 ortholog (gene SHTN1). Lineage: Eukaryota; Metazoa; Chordata; Aves; Procellariiformes; Procellariidae. The coding region runs from base 64 to 1764 and encodes 566 amino acids. The record is from RefSeq and is a predicted model, not a curated record. The transcript is spliced from 15 exons.
AAAAUCAAGCAAGAACGAGAUGAGGCUGUCAAAAAACUGGAGGAGUUUCAGAAAAUUUCUCACAUGGUUAUUGAGGAAGUAAACUGUAUUCAGAACCAUCUUGAAAUUGAGAAGACGUGCCGUGAAAGUGCUGAGGCUUUGGCUUCUAAGCUGAACAAAGAAAAUAAGACCUUGAAAAGAAUCAGUAUGCUUUAUAUGGCAAAACUGGGCCCAGAAAUUAUCACUGAGGAGAUUAACAUUGAUGAAGAUGAUUCAUCCACAGAUACAGAAGCUAACUCUGGAUCAUGCAAUUCUGUGCAUUGUCAGCAGCAAAUAAAAGAGCUGCGAGAUCAAAUCAUAUCUCUUCAUGAGGAAAAGAAGACCUUAACCAUUGAACUGGAAAACCUGAGGUGCAAACUUGUAGAAGUAAUUGAAGAAGUGAAUAAAGUGAAAGAAGAAAAGGCUGUUUUGACAACAGAAGUUAAUAAGCAGCAAAAACUGUUGGAGAAAUGUAACAGAGUGUCUGUGCUGGCAGUAGAGGAGUAUGAAGAGCUUCAUGUAAACUUUGAACUGGAAAAGAACCUGCGGAAGAAAGCAGAGUCGUUUGCACAAGAGAUGUUUAUUGAACAAAACAAGAUGAAAAGGCAAAGUCAGUUGCUUCUGCAAAAUUCUGCUCCUGAUCAACAGCUUUUGAAGGCUUUGGAUGACAAUGCUAAGCUAACCCACAUAUUAGAAGAAGAGAGGCUUCAACACCAACAAAAGAUCAAAGAAUUGGAAGAGCAGCUAGAGAAUCAAGCACUGCAUAAGGAGAUUAGUCGUCUUAAACAGCAACUAGAACUUUUGGAAGAAGACAAAAAGGAGCUAGAGCUUAGGUGUCAGAACUCAGAAGAAAAAGCUAGAGACCUAAAGCAUUCAGUUGAUGAACUUCAAAAACGAAUACAGCAGUCUGAAAAUCCUCCACCACCUCCUCCACCACCACCUCCUCCUCCUCUUCCUCCUCCCCCUCCUCCUAACCCUAUACGGUCUCUCAUGUCAAUGAUUCGCAAGAGAUCUCACUCUAACACCAACGUCAGCAAGAAGGAGAAACCUCCUCAGCAGGAGUCAGGUGAAGAAGUUACGGAUCUGAAGAGACAAGCUGUUGAAGAAAUGAUGGACAGAAUUAAAAAGGGAGUUCAUCUGAGACCAGUCAACCAGUCAAGCAGACCUAAAACAAAGCCAGAAACACCAAAGCCCUCUGAAAGUGCAAUGAAAGAAUUAAAAGGGAUUCUGGAGACAUUGAACAAAUCCACUAGUUCCCGAAGCUUGAAGUCCCUUGAAACAGACAGCAGCGAAACAGAGCUGGAACGAGUUCUGCGACGCCGGAAAGUGACCACUGACCAGGACAGUGGCAGUCCCACUGGAAUCUUGGCCACAUCAGAAUCAAAAUCUCUGCCUGUGCUAGGUUCGGGAGCCAGUGCCGCGCAAACAGCGUUGAACAAGAAAGACCUGGAGCCAGAAUUCAGUUCCAAAGUACCUGACUCGGGUCCUGUCUCUAACCAGCUUAAGGGUGUCACAGACUCCAAACCUACAUCACAAUCAACUAGUCAUACCGAAUUCACAAGAAAAGCUUCUAGCAGUGAAAAAGAGACAGAAUCCAUUGUAGUUUUAGAUCCUGUUUCCACCAAGGGGGAUCAGAUGUCUGAAAACACGCUGAAUCAGAACAAAAUGAAAGAGGAAAAAAGCAAGCUGCUGCAUAAAGAAAAUAAUGCUGAGAAAAGAAAAGAAACAGACAGUUCUAACUGUUAAUUGUUAUUCUGAAAGGCUGUAACUUUUGGGAAUCAUUAUCUGGACAUGUAAGUUGCUUAGGUGUGUUUCUAGGGGCUAUGGUCUGUACUCCAAACCGUUUUCAAUAACAUAGAUUGAAAUGGUCUUUUGUAUGCAGUUUUGUUACAUGCAUUAAAGUGUUAAAUAACUACGUAUCACUCAAAAUCCCUUUCCCAUUUUAAUUUUGCAGGUAUGGUUAAUAUUUUCUUAGAUAGUGUCAGUUAACCUUUUCUUUAAAACUGUAUUUGAAAAGGCUUUUUUAAUUAUUCUUUUGUUGAGAAGAUACCUUGUUAAAGGUCCAUUCUAAAGCUUGCCAGAAGCCCCUUGCAUCCCUCUUGAACUGGUCGGGUUUGGGUU